This is a messenger RNA of Macrosteles quadrilineatus (aster leafhopper), 4830 nucleotides long. Its product is annotated as serine/arginine repetitive matrix protein 1-like. NCBI's taxonomy places the organism in Eukaryota, Metazoa, Arthropoda, Insecta, Hemiptera, Cicadellidae. The transcript is spliced from 11 exons. The record is from RefSeq and is a predicted model, not a curated record. Bases 717 to 2483 code for a protein of 588 amino acids.
UUUAGUUUCCAUCCUGUCUCAAGGAUGUAUUAUUUCUUCUAGCCGGAAGGCCUAUUACUCAGAAAAUGUUAGAGUGUUCAUGCAUCCUCAAUUGGUCACUUAACUUAAACCUUGGGCAGUAAAAGGACUGUUCAAUUAAGUUGCCUAAGAUUGUAGGAUUCUGAGGAUCUCAUCAAGCAGCUAACCAGUUCACCUACUAGAAGAAAAUGAAGAAUCGUCAACAAAGAAGAUUGGAAUUCUUUAAUUGAAGAUAAUACAAGUGUGAAUCGGUAGUUCGGCAUUAUAUUCAUAACUUCUAUGUUAUGAACCAGCUGUGUACUUAUUCGCAAAAAUAGAUUUUCAACCUGUUGAGUGUGAACGUAAAAAAAAAACACAUUCUUAACAAAUUAGCGAUGUGGUCUUCCAAGUCUUUACCAAAUCGAGUCGCUUUGCGUCGUUCAAACACGUGUUACGUCUCGAUAUUCGGUCCAGGCGCUUUUCGACGUGCGGGUGGAUCCGAUCGGUCGAUUCGUGUAUGGGAAACGGUAUCGGUAUGCCCAUCGGUACCGGUACUUGUUCUUUUAUUCGUUGUGCCGUUAAUAACUUUGUCUCCUCGAGAUAGUUACGACUAUGGAUGACUCGUUUGUUUACUGUGUGAUUUAAAGUGUACGUAAAGAAUCAUUCGUGUCGUCGCCGUUGUGGAGUCCGGGCGUAAACUCCAUUUAUCGGUUCGUUUCAUGGGUACCUUCAAGCCUUCGAGACUGAUCGACUUCAAUAACCAGCAGCCUAUUUUGCAUGUGACUGGUCUAUUUCCAAGGCUACAUAUUUGGAUAGCUUCAAAAUGUAUUUUGAUGUCUUCUCGUCGAAGGAGCCCUGAAACCUCUCGCCUGAGGAUGGAUUCUUACGCUGCCCCUGCUUCCGCUUCUCCACAGAGGCGAAGGGAACUGGACAAUGUGAUGAAGAAGGCUCGUAAGGAAGGUCCAGAUAAGAGCGACUACUGGAACAAGAAGCUCAUCGAGGUGGAAGAGAAAGAUCCUAACAGGUGGCGUCACAGUGGUUUCAAGGAGUUGUACGGAAGCAAGAGUCCUUCUGGUAGCCGGUCUAGGUCUCGCACCCCUCCUCCUCGUGGCGCGGGGUGGCCUAAGUCACCUCCCCAACCCACCACUCGACCUCCGUCUCCGCCACGCAAGAGUAGUGCCAGCAAGGUAGAGAAAGUGUCUUCCAGCUCGUCUCGGUCCAAGACAUCUCGUCCCAAGUCACCGAGGCCAAAGUCUCCCAGACCAAAAUCACCUAGACCCAAGUCUCCUAAACCUAAGGACCCUAGAAGGAGGUCAAGGUCUCCUAGAACCAGACCGAGAUCGCCUGCUGCAAGACCGAGAUCACCAGCUGGUAGGCCAAGAUCACCAGCUGGUAGGCCAAGAUCGCCAGCUGGUAGGCCUAGAUCACCAGCUGGUAGGCCAAGAUCACCAGCUGGUAGGCCAAGAUCGCCAGCUGGUAGGCCUAGAUCACCUGCAGGACGGCCAAGAUCACCAGCUGGUAGGCCCAGAUCACCAGCUGGUAGACCGAGAUCACCAGCUGGUAGACCAAGAUCGCCAGCUGGUAGACCAAGAUCGCCAGCUGGACGACCAAGAUCACCACUGUCCUCUAGACAAAGGUCACCAGCUAGAGGAAGACCUAGAACUCCUCCUGGAAGACCAAGAUCAAAGCAGAGAAGACCUCCCUCACCUCCUCCCAAGAGACGUUCUGAGAGUGUCAGUGGAAGUUCCGUGAGCAGCUGUUCUGAUGAGUCUUGCUCCGUCUGUUCUCCCAAGAACAAUUUUGACCUGACCCGAAGACGUUCUGAGAGUGUCAGUGGAAGUUCCGUGAGCAGCUGUUCUGAUGAGUCUUGCUCCGUCUGUUCUCCCAAGAACAGACCUAGGGAUAGAGCGAGGCCCAAGGAGAGAGCGAGACCCCCUUCUCCCAGACCUGUGGUUACUAGAUCUAGGUCUCGAUCAUUCUCAGUGCCUCGCUCAAAACCAACUACUACUGUUGUUGAAAAACCAAGGAGGAAAAACAAAAGUCGCAAGCGUGAAAAGGAGAAAGUUUUGAAAAUCGGACGAAAGCGUGGCAUCAAAGUGGAGUCUGAAUCGGACAGAUCAAGCUCUCCUUCACCAGGGCCACGGCUCACUCUGUCUGAGAGGUUUGGCAAGAUGGCGCAGUUCUCUGUGGAUCGAGACAUGGAGCAUCGCAACCUACGAAUCACAGCAGGCGAUCACAUGACUGUACACAUGGACAGCCCGCCAUCUCCUCCUGGCAGCCUGUCCUCAUUCCCCGAGGGGUCGUGGGACGACGUCAGAGUGAGAUACACCUACUACAAGGAGCAAGGCUACCUCCGAGACUUGACACUGCAGGACUACAUCAAGUGGGAAGAGUGGUGGUACAAAUACCAGGACUGGCUCAGCACUGAGAGGUAUUCCCGAUAUGACGGCUACCCAAGUCCAUUCCGCAGAAGCAGUCGGGUAUAAUAAUAACCUACUUUUCAUUUUGUGACAGUAUUACUGGCAAAUUUUAUACAUAGAUGUGGACUUUGGUUAUUUCACGGUUUGGGUUGGUAAACUUGAACAGGGUGUGCCAAAUUGUAAAAAAUGAUAAAAGAUUAAUUAACCUGGCUAAACUGUAAUACAACUGUAAAUGUAUGAUUUUAACGUAUCUUAAACAGUUUUAAAAACAUCUUAAUUGCUUGUAAUUUAAUUAUCUUAAUUGUUUUUUAUUCUUAGUUGCCAAUAUGUUUAUAGAAUCAGCUGCAUGUGCAUGAGAUUUUAUUUUUUCAUAUUUUUUAGUUGAGGUUACAAUAAUUAUUUUCUUUACAAUUUUUUAGAUGUUGAAAGAAAAGAUAUUGUGCAAAUUAGUUCUAAGAAUGACAAAGUGACUCAAAUUUUAAAAUCUAGAAUCUCAAGUCUGCCAAUGCUAGAUUAAGUUGCUAUUGUUUCUGACUUGACAGUUAAAAUUUAGUUCCUUGCAAUGACGACAUGUUGUGUAUUGUUAUAAUUAAUUGUAGAAUGUUAUUUUGGACUGAUUUUUGUUGGAUUUUAUGAUGUUGUAACAUAAAUUGAUAAUGCUGAUAGUGCAAACACUACUUAAAUCAAGAAAAAUCAAACCACCAUUCUGUAAAAUUUGUAUUAAUUCUCAUUAAGUACACUUGUACUUAUUAUUACGCUAUGGAUUUGUUGUUAGUAGAACUUCUUAUGUGUCAACAAUAACAAAUAACGAUUCAAACAAUAUAAUAAACUUUUUGAUUUUCACAGUUGUGUUGAAAUAUACUGGGUGGACCUGAACUGUUCACUAUAUUUUUACUUGAGCAUUAAGACUAAAAUGCAGUUUUUUUUUCAUUGUUUGCUUUUUUCACAAAUCUCUCUUUGAAUUAAGAAUUUGUUAUUAUAAAAUUGGAAUACGUUAUAUUAAAACGACGGCCUAUCUAUUACAGUCCUAACCAGGGUAGGUACUAUAGUACCUUAGUAGGACAUGAAUAUUAAAUAGUAAUUAUCUUAAGUUUAGGCUGUUCUGUUACCCAAAACAAUAUGGGGGUUACAACUGGUAUACAAAUUAGGGGUCUGCAGGCCCCCGAUAUUUUCUGGUCGGGUCGGACCAGCCCAAGAGAUUUGUUUUGGCUAGAAAAAUGUUGGUCGCUUUUAUUUUUGCGAUCUCAGAAAGUGUCAAUGGAGAUAAUAAUGUGAUCUAAAAUGACAAUUUUGUCACGAAUGCAAGUGAUGAUCAUGGUUUUACCCUUAUCAUGGGAGACAAUGAUGUCACUGUGACUGCAAAAAAUGUUUACUAGUUCGCCGUAACCGCAGAGUAUGUUCAAAAUUUCACUACAUCCUUAGAAAAUGUCUUGGUUUUUGCCGUGACAGCGAAAGACUUACAAUUUCACCAUGAUCACGGAAGAUGUUCACGAUUUUACUAAUUCCGCAUUAAAAUCCAUUUUUUAGCCCCUGAGCUGUAUAAUAACUAAAAUAGGCUUUACCUUCGUCACAGCAGCUCAAAUUCUUGUGGUGUAACUACGUUAUGGCGGUUUUGUCAUUACAAUGCCAUCGUCAGACUACAAAAACUAGGCUGAAGUAGCGUCGUUGAAGUUUAAACACGUAACACAUACAAACAAUAGGAAACAUUAAAAAUAUUUACAAAAACCGAUCACGCCUGUCAUACUAACGGUUGACAUGUUCCUGUUCCGAGCAAAAAACCGUUUUUAUUUAAGACUGCAAAAUAUGUUCUAGAUUAGCCGUGACCGCUAACAUUGUUUUUAAUUUUGCCAUUUUAGGUAGAACCAAUUGAAUUAUUAGAAUAAAUUAUUAUUUUUUUUAAUCAAUACUUUCCAAAGUAACCCCCCGAAAUUUUGGCCCGACCGACCCAAAGGAAAAAGUCCGUCCCACAGGUCCCUAAUUUUUUACCACCAAAGUAUAAAUUUUAUAAUAGGCUACCAUGAUUAUACAUUUUUAUCUUGACCUAAGAUACUAUAAAAACUAUUUUGAGAGUUUAGGUCACCCUGUAUAUUGGUUCUGUAGUUAAAAUGUCUUGUUUAUACAUGGAAUGUUUAUUUGAGGCUGCUUUAAUCUUUUAUUUAGAAAAUGAAUUUGUAUGUAUAUGGUCUAUGAUGUAGGUGAGGUAAGUUAUUUAUUUAAUAUUCUAUGUAUGUUUAGGAUUAAUAUAGCUGUUAUUUAUUUAUUGUUUUCCUUGAAGUCAAAUGUUUAUUUUCUGGCCAUGUAAAAGAGCAGCUUUCCUUUGUUCAUAACAUGUAUUCUAUGUGACUGAGAUUUUUAGUGAUUUUGCAUCACUAAUUUUACUGACCAACAAAUAAUAAAACAUGAUUUUAAGGUA